Molecule: messenger RNA, 3044 nt
Organism: Dreissena polymorpha
Lineage: Eukaryota; Metazoa; Mollusca; Bivalvia; Myida; Dreissenidae
Product: mediator of RNA polymerase II transcription subunit 12-like
Exons: 2
Coding region: 69-1763 (564 amino acids)
Source: RefSeq, a predicted model, not a curated record
GUCUUAGAAUUCGAGGAUAGACAUCCUGCAAGAAGUAAACAUAUCCGAAAUUCGUCUGCGUUUGGAAAAUGUCAGCAGCGAUUAUUGCUGCACUUAAAAACCAAGUACAUAGCCUUGCUAAACAGGACUCAAACUCGAUUGGCAAGACUGACACAACACCUGUGUCAGUGUGUAUUUGUAACCGGCCAGUUCAGGACAUUCUUUGUCAGGCAUGUGGCUUCAUUUUUGUUGGGCAUGUACGCAAACCCUGCCCAGAGCACAGGAAUAACUUGUUCUACCUGAUGGACACGCAGUUCUGUCCCCAGUGCAAAUCCACAUACCUUCUGGAGAUAAAGACCUCCGAUAAACAACUUCAUGAUGUUGUUGAUCCAACAAGGCAACGUCAUAAGAGUGAUGCCCACCUUUUAAAAAAUCCUGUGUCUGUCAAUGCCACCAGAAGAGCAAGUACUGGAUCUAGAAUGAGACCAACACCUGAAGAAGAUUGGUCUGAUUCAAUUAAUUUCAAAGCUGAAUAUGAAGCAACUAGUAAACCGCCAACAACAAAUUUUGGCGAUGAGAAAAAUCUUAGUCACAUGAUAAACCAGUUUAAUAGGUCACAGAUUAAUAACAGUGCAAAUGCAUUUGGAACCCCUUGCCAUAUCACCCCAGCUGCCUCAAAUAUGCAAGGUGAUACUGCUGUAUCAAGAAUGGUGCAGUAUAACAGCAAAGGAACAUCAUGUGAUUCCAAACCUUUUAUGGGUGAUCUCAAAAUCACAGUACCUUCAAGUUCCAAUACUAAUUCACAGUCCCAAACUAUAGAUCAGCAAAACAAGCAAGGUCAGAUCUCUGCAUCCAGGCCAGUUCUUGUGGACAGUGGAGUGCAAACCGAGUUCAAUGUUCAGGUAAAUCAAGAGCCCCAGUAUCAGCCACCAUUGUCACAACCCAAGAAGUUGAGGAUGUUAACUACAUUGGGCAAUAUUAGCAGCAGUCUGUCUCAGGUUCCAAGCGUGCAGCCAAAUACUGUUUCAGAGCAAAACAGUGUGACAGCUUCUAGGCCAUAUUCAGCCAAUUACUCUAAAGAACAAACUGCUCCCUUGGAACAUAUAUCUGUGGCGCCACCACCAACAGUUCUUGGCCCAUAUCUCCCACCAAGGCCUCCAAUAAAUCCUAUGUUUGUUAGACCAUCUUUUGUCAGUGUCCCCAUGCAACAUCUAUCCCUUCAGAGAGGGCCUUUUAUGUCACCAAGCAGUCCCAACAUUCUUAGACCAUCAGUGCUCGGAAUGAGUCUUCAGCAGCAAAGCCAGCCUGAUAUUAACAUGAAAUUCAUGCAGCAAGGUCAAAGGCAACCUGGAAUUAACAUGGUAUCUUCAAUACAGCAAGGGCAAAGGCAGCCUGGCAUUGGCACGUUGUCUUCAAUACAGCAAGGGCAAAGGCAGCCUGGUGUCAAUAUGGUAUCUUCAAUACAGCAAGGGCAAAGGCAGCCUGGCAUUGACACAGUGUCUUCAAUACAGCAAGGGCAAAUGCAACCUGGUGUCAGCACUGUUUCUUCUAUACAGCAAGCGCAAAGGCAGUCUGGCAUUGAUACAGUGUCUUCAAUGCAGCAAGGUCAAAGGCAGCCUGGUGUCAACACUGUAUCCUCCAUACAGCAAGGGCAUAACAUCUAUGGAUAUAACCCAAGGAAGCCUGUUGGCAUCUCCAAAGAGUACAGCUUGCUUCAGCAGGCAUUGAAUCGUAGGCAAGCAGGAUCGGAACCACUGCACACAUUUGAAGAAGGCAGAAUGUGAAGAUAGUGAAUGAUAGUGCCUUUAUUUAGUUCAUAAAUGGUGCAUUAUGGAUCAAUUAUUAUACAAUUAUUGUUGUUAAGUCAUUCUAGUUAUAAUUGAAAUGUUUAAUAAUCUUUUCUUGUAAAAACAAGAUGUUUUUUGUCAUCUUUAAGCUGACCUGAGCACAAGUCGCUCAUGAUACGCUUUUGUCAUUGCCUUUUGUUUUUUUGUUUUUCAACAAAUGCCUUUUGUUUUUUUGUUUCUCAACAAAACAUUUAAAACAUUUUAGCUCAUCUAUUUUUUGGAGAAAAAAAAUGAGCUAUUGUCAUCACGUCGGCGUUGGGUUAAGUUUUAUGUUUAGGUCCACUUUUCUCAGAAAGUAUCAAUGCUAUUGCAUUCAAACUUGGUACACUUACUUACUAUAUGAGGGGACUGGGCAGGUUAAGUUAGAUAACUCUGGCAUGCAUUUUGACAGAAUUAUUUGCCCUUUUUAUACUUAGAAAAUUGAAAAUUUUGGUUAAGUUUUGUGUUUAGGUCCAUUUUAUUCCUUAAGUAUCAAAGCUAUUGCUUUCAUACUUGCAACACUUACUAACUAUCAUAAGGGGACUGUCCAGGCAAAGUUAUGUAACUCUGACUGGCAUUUUGACAGAAUUAUGUGCCCUUUUUAUACUUAGUAAAUUGAAAAUUUGGUUAAGUUUUGUGUUUAGGUCCACUUUAUUCCUAAAGGAUCAAAGCUAUUGCUUUCAUACUUGCAACACUUACUAUCGUAAGGGGACUGUGCAGGCAAAGUUAUGUAACUCUGACUAGCAUUUUGACAGAAUUAUGGGCCCUUUAUAUUUAGAAAUUGAAAAUUUGAUUUAAGUUUUGUGUUUUGGUCCACUUUACUCCUAAAGUAUCAUAGAUAUUGCUUUCAUACUUGGAACACUCGAAAACUAUCAUAAGGGGACAGUACAGGACAAGUUGCAUAACUCUGGUUGUCAUUUUGACAGAAUUAUGGCCCUUUUUUGACUAAGUAACUUUGAAUAUAUGGUUAAAUUUUGUGUUUUGAUCCACUUAACUUCUAAAGUAUCAAGGCUAUUGCUUUCAAACUUCAAAUACUUUCAUGCUAUCAUGAGGGUACUGUACCUGGCAAGUUGAUUUUUACCUUGACCUUUGAAUGACCUUGACUAUCAAGGUCAAAUUGUUAAAUUUUACUAAAAUUGCUAUAACUUCUUUAUUUAUGAUUAGAUUUGAUUGAUACUUUGACAUAACAACUCUUACCUGACAUACCACAAUAGACUCCACCCAAACCACUCCCCACGC